Messenger RNA from Punica granatum (pomegranate), 1684 nucleotides. NCBI's taxonomy places the organism in Eukaryota, Viridiplantae, Streptophyta, Magnoliopsida, Myrtales, Lythraceae. The record is from RefSeq and is a predicted model, not a curated record.
UUGCACGACAUCGUCUUUCUGCCUUCUAUCUGAUUUAAUUUUCUCACAGUUAGACAAAUAAUAACAUGCCACAUCAGCUUUCCGCGGAUAGCCUACGGGUAACUGGACAGUGCCCCGUCCGACUAAAUCUCCGCCGUCAAUGGCGUCCUACGUCAGGCCACCGUCGCUCCUCCGACCGCUCUCUGCACCCUGGCCACUCUGCCGCCUCAGCUUGCCGCCAGGAGGCCGAGAUCACCUCAUCUUCAGAGCUCACUUUCCAACUUCCACGCACUCACUUCACAGUACGGAGAGAAUCCUCCGUCAUCCACUAGCUAACUCCACCGCAGAUCAACGACGGCGAUGUUUAGACAGUUCGGUGAAGGUUCGUGCACAAUCACAGAUGAGGCUUCCCAUCGUCUCCUCCGACGACCAGUGGGGGACUUGGACGGCUCUGUUAGGAAUUGGCGCUUUUGGUCUCUGGUCCGAAAAGACGAAGCUCGGGAGCAUGGUGAGUGCUGCCCUUGUGAGCACUUUGGUUGGUCUUGCUGCUAGCAAUUUGGGAAUUAUUCCCUGCGAAGCUCCUGCUUAUGCCGUUGUCUUGCAGUUCCUACUUCCAUUGACUAUUCCGCUCCUGUUAUUUAGAGCAGACUUGCGCAGCGUGAUUAGGUUGACUGGGGGCUUGCUCUUGGCAUUUCUCCUCGGGUCAGUGGCAACUAUUGUUGGGACGAUUGUGGCAUUUUUCAUAGUGCCAAUGAGAUCACUUGGCCAAGACAAUUGGAAAAUUGCUGCUGCUCUCAUGGGAAGCUAUAUCGGUGGAUCUGUUAAUUAUGUGGCGAUCUCUGAGGCGCUUGGUGUUACUCCAUCAGUAUUGGCUGCUGGAGUUGCUGCAGACAAUGUGAUAUGCGCUAUAUAUUUCAUGUUGCUCUUCGCAUGUGCCUCAAGAAUACCCGCUGAGCCCUCGAUGUCACCUUGUGAUGAUCCAAUGGCUCUGCAAUCAGAUUCUGCUUCAAAACUCUCGGCCCCACAAAUCGCUAUGGCUCUUGCAGCAUCCUUUGCUAUUUGUAAGACAGCCACUCACCUCACAGAGUUGUUUGGUAUUCGAGGAGGAAACCUUCCAGCGACAACAGCUAUGGUGGUUGUCCUAGCUACCGUUCUCCCUUCGCAAUUUGGUCAUCUUGCUCAUGCUGGGGAUGCUAUUUCUCUGGUCCUGAUGCAGGUCUUUUUCGCCGUUGUGGGUGCAAGUGGCAGCAUAUGGAAUGUCAUCAACACGACUCCUAGCAUAUUUGCAUUCGCUCUGAUCCAAGUCAGUGUUCAUCUACUUGUGAUCCUAGGAUUUGGGAAACUAUUCCGGUUCGAUCUCAGGCUUCUACUUUUGGCGUCAAAUGCUAAUAUUGGUGGCCCCACGACAGCAUGCGGAAUGGCCACUGCCAAGGGAUGGCACUCAUUGGUCAUUCCUGCGAUACUUGCCGGCAUUCUGGGAGUUUCCAUCGCGACUUUUCUUGGUAUCGGUCUAGGACUCGCAGUUCUUAGAUAUAUGUAGAAGCCACUGCCUCCUACAGUCCUACAUACAGAUCUCAAUACUGUGUAAAUUGAUACGGUAUUUGCAGUUCUUACCUUACGAUCAAAUGGUUUGAACUUCGUUCGAUAAUUUUUGUUAGUCCUUCUGACGUAUUAAACCAGAGAAAGAAUCCCUUUUGCAGCGACA